AAUUUUCAUCUUUUUUCCUGAAGGUCUUUGAGGCCCAACCAGUCUACUUCAUAAUCCAUAUCUCUGAGAUAUUGCUGAAAGCAGAAGUUUGACGAAUGAAUCCCUUGUGACCAAAAACACACAGAAUUUACAUGGCGACAAUGCCUACAAGUAACAGUGCCGUUCUGACAGGAUAAUUGACUUCUACGUCAUCCAGUCCUGAAAUUACAAAUGGCAUUGCUUCAUCCAGAUCAAGAUACUGAAAGAGUGGAAUCUGUUUCCACCCAAAUGAUCACCGAGAUUCCCAAAACUUUAAAUUGUAGUAGGUCAAAACUGAUUGUGCACUUGGAUUUAAAUAACACAGUUCUGCUGUUUGAUACAGUUACCAGACAAGGGCCCCGGAGAGCGCUCAGUUCCUUUCUAACCACUGUUACUUGGGGCCGGAUCAAUCAGGAAGGAAAGUGGGAAUGGCUGAGUAAAGUACCUUCCUUGAACCCACCCUGUGAUGGUGCUGUGAGCUAUUAUUCGCAGUUCGGGAGGCCAUUGGAUUUCACAGAGACUGGUGAUGGUUCCCUCUUUAAAAAGAUUUUUAUUGACCACCUACAGAAAGUAGAAUGGAUGGGUCCCCACAAUGAGCUUCUGUCUAUGACUGAUGAAGAUGGCAAAGAGUACCAUCAGAUCCUGCCAGCUUUCUUUGAGUUAAUUGAUUGUUUGUCAUCACAAGGCAGAGAAUUUGCCAUAGUACUUCGAACCUUUGGGUCGGAUUUGUGUAGAACAUUAAAGACCAUUCAGAUCACCCUGUCAGGUCAACAUCCUCAGUAUCAAAAUCUUCAAAUGAAACAUCUUCCAUUGAGAAUAGCACCGGGUAAAAUCCGUUGUAACAAAAAUAAUGUUGUGUUGACCUCGGGAUCUGAGCGGAUUUCUACACAAUCAGGUGCUAGAGCUCUGUAUAACUAUUUCUCUUCAUUGGAAGGAAUUGUAGGUUUUCAGGAUCAUUUUGACUGGUGGUCUCAGAAUAGCUUCUCAAAUGAAGGUGGUAAACCAUUCUGGAUUGAUCCUUCUGAAACUGGAAUACAACAUAUCUUUAUAGAUGACAAUAUCCGCCUGAAUGAUGCUGAGAGCAUUGUUCAUCCACAGGUUUUUGUGAAGGAUGGUGCUGGAACCAGAACUGCGGCAACCUCAGAGUUGUAUGAUAUUUGUCUCGUUCAGACAGACCUUCUCAGAGCCAUUCGUGACCGGAGUUACUUCAUCAAAUGUGUUCAACAAUGUGAAGAAAAUUACAGUAAAUACACUGCACUUUCAGAUUGAAGAUAUCCUACCUAAUAUAUUAUCAGGCUGAGAUAGGUGAAAAACUCAGGGCUUGUUUGAAAAUGAAACUGGAUAAUAAAGCUGUAUGUAAAUUUGUUUAUAUUUGGGACAAAAGUGAAGACGACAGAUAAAUUGGAUGAGUUGUAAAGAAAUAAUCACAGUGAUGUAUUAGUUUGAGAAAUGAUCUAUUAUUUAUGGUUACUGUGGAAAUUGUAAUAAGCUCGAUUCGCACAUCAGAACAUUGUUUGCAACAAGUCUUGUUCAUUUGUAUCGAACCAAGUCCAGACACUUAUGAUAACUGUAAGGAGUGAAUGUACAGAGAAACAUAUCAUAAAACCUAUAGAAACAAUGUAUUCUUUCAAAAUGACUAAUACCAGCUGUUAUUCCAUUGUUCUAUUUUUUUUAUUUCAAAACUGCCUUGAUUCACUGAUUCCCAAUGUGUCUGUGGAGACAAAGCAAGGAACACAAAUUUCACACAACCUGAACCAAGGUGUCCGGUAGAUUGUACACUGACAAAUCAAACACUAAGGUAUUGUGGAAAUUGGCUAUUUUUAAACAUUUUAUUAUGUUAAAAAGAAACCAUAAACUUUAUACAUAGAGAAUAAACUUAAUAUACAUAUAUGUAGUAAUUGGGGUAUCUUACAGUCCCAUACUUGAGGAUGAAGAAAAAUCCCUUUCUGAUUGUUCACUUACACAUCAAUCACACCAUUAUUUUUAAUUCGUAGUUCAUUAUUAAUUCUAAAAUCCUCACCAACUUUCAAACCCAGCAACUAACAAAUGAUACUUCAAAUCAGUACUAUCUGGGCAACAAUGGGGCUAUGAGACAUACAGGUAGUCCAGGCUCUUUCUACUAUAUUAUACACAUUAUGAAUGAGCUCCUAAAACUCUUAGUUCCCCUUUUAAAACUCAUUAUUUUGUUGAACUUCUACUAGGUGUGUUUUAGAAGCAGCCAUGCUGUAUCUGUUACUUGCAUUAGACUAAAACUGACAGGAGAGUACAGGACAUACAAACAUUACAGUUGCUUAAGGUACAUUAUCUGAAUUUUAUCCUCCACUUGCUUCAUAGGCUGAUGGCAACAGAAUGUGUCUUAAAACCAGGCCUAGAAAUAAUGGUUCCUGAACCCAAAAGUACAGGAUAUAAGCACCAACUUAACAUUGGGAUAUGUCACUUUCCACUGGGAUAAAACAUAGGAUCUUAGAGGGAGCUGAACAAUCCAGCGAGAAAUGUAACAGAAUAAUGCAAGAAGUUAGAUAAGACCUAUCUUGGGCACCGGAAGAAACUUUUUACCACGUUCUGGACGAUGAGGUGAGAUUCUCCCUACAGAGCAGUAAGUUGCCUGUUAAGGGGAAUUAUUGCUUGCUAGCAAACUGCAUGCUAAACAUUCUCAAUAAAGAAGUCAGAACACUCAUUUGACAACUUGCUUCAAAGAACCUAUAUGUUGGAAACCAGGCACCAGCCUGUCAGUGCAUACUCCAUGGCCACUUGCCAAAUGCACCCAUAGUCCACGGAUAUUGGGAUCUAAU
Molecule: messenger RNA, 2810 nt
Organism: Rhincodon typus (whale shark)
Lineage: Eukaryota; Metazoa; Chordata; Chondrichthyes; Orectolobiformes; Rhincodontidae
Exons: 5
Coding region: 211-1287 (358 amino acids)
Source: RefSeq, a predicted model, not a curated record